AUGCCAAAACAAAGAGGCUUUCGACCCCAGGGGUUAAUAGCCCCUAUACAGAGGGUAAAAUACACAGGGCCAACGAUACAAGACAAAAUAAACAGAGAUAGCAGACCAACAUGGGAUGAUUUGAAAGACAGAAUUAAGAACCAAGAAGGAAAUAAAAUAUUGGAAGAAUAUGAAAAUGCAAGAUAUGUAGAAGAACUAAAUAGGAACAGAGAGGAGAAAAUAAAGGAACAGGAAAAGAGAUAUAUAAAAAAAUUAAAAAAGGAGUAUAAAAAUAAAUAUAAAAGUAAAAGUGAUACUUGUAGUAGUAAUGAAGAUAGUGAUGAAAUUUCAUCAGUUGAUGACUCGAAAAAAAGGAAAACACGCUUGAGAGAGAGAGAGAAAAAAAAAAAAAAACAUUGUAAGCACAAGAGUAAGAAUAAACAUAAAGAUGCCCGUUCUGAUAGCGAAGACAUUCUUACAAGUGACUCAUCUUCUAGCCAUACAAAAAAAAAAAAGAAAAAGAAAAGAAAAUGUUCCAUAUCUAGGUCCAGUUCGAGUGACUCAGAUGACCGACCGCGCAAAAAGAGGGAAAAAAGUGAUGAUAUAAACCCCUAUAAGUUAUCAUAUUUCUUUAAAAUGAAAUGA
Messenger RNA from Plasmodium gonderi, 624 nucleotides. RefSeq lists its product as hypothetical. The record is from RefSeq and is a predicted model, not a curated record. The coding region runs from base 1 to 624 and encodes 207 amino acids. NCBI's taxonomy places the organism in Eukaryota, Apicomplexa, Aconoidasida, Haemosporida, Plasmodiidae. The transcript has 3 exons.